AUGGAAAAUAUAGGCCUGGGGAUAAAAUUAAGUACUCUUGAGGAAGGCUUGGAUUCCGAGACGCACUGGAAAUAUAUAACACAGGAAGACAUCGACGAACAGCGCCGAGUACCCGAGCGCAAUAUGCUCUUGGAGAUGGAAGGACUUGUAAAGUCUGGUGGGAAUGUUAAUCAACUCGACAAUCAGGGCGCCACGAUGGUAGCCCAUUUGUGGGCGUAUCGCCUGUGCAGUGACGUGUUUGCCCAUUGGCCCACACUCGCACGGUUCGAGUCCCGCCAGGAUUACUGGCGAAACGAUAAGUUGUCGUCGCGAUUGCGGUCCAAGCUAAGAGAUGAGAACGGUCAUUUGGAAUGCAUUGCAAAUUGA
Messenger RNA from Protopolystoma xenopodis, 366 nucleotides. Lineage: Eukaryota; Metazoa; Platyhelminthes; Monogenea; Polystomatidea; Polystomatidae. The record is from the annotation of a GenBank genome assembly.